UAUUCCCGCACAAACACAUGCACCAGUAGAAGCCAAACCUUCAAAAGCGAUGGAACGGAGCUCAAACGAACGGCCGGCUACCGGGCGCUACGAUGGGAAAUCGCUCAUAUCGAAACCGAUCCGUAACUCGUCCUGUACCAUCCCGAACGAGCUGCUGGAGUUUGACUACUCGUACGGAUACGACUGCAAGCGGUUCUUUAAUUUGUGCAAAAUCGCCGAAAGCGUCCUGGUGUUUGCGUCGGGCAAUUUGAUACACUUCUUCGACGUGACGACGCACACCGUCACGACACGCCGCAGCUCGACCGGGGGCGGUAUCGGUUGCAUUACGACCAACCCGAGUGAAGAGUAUUGCCAUCUGACCGUGGGUGAGAAUGGCGUCGACCCGCCCAUCAUCAUCUACCAGUAUCCUGAGAUGACGGUCGUUAAUCUGCUGACGGGCGGUACGACGAGCGGCUACUCGCGCAUCGACUACACCGUGGAUGGUAAGCUGCUGAUUUCGCAGGGCAUCGAGCCCGACUACAUGCUGACGGUGUGGAACUGGCGCGAGGCGGAAAUCAUUCUCCGCUGCAAGUCGUUCUCGAACGAUGUGCUGAACGUGAUGUUCUCGCCGAGCGUCCCGGGGCACAUUACAACGUGCGGCCUUGGUCAUAUCAAAUUCUGGAAAAUGUCCAGCACCUUCACCGGAUUGAAGCUUCAGGGCGAGCUGGGACGCUUUGGCAAGACGGAGAUAUCGGACAUUGUGGGGAUUUUGCCGCUGCCCGAUGAGAAAGUCCUGUCCGGCUGCCAGUGGGGCAAUGUGCUCGUGUGGGAGGCCGGGCUGAUUAAGCUGGAAGUUUGCCGCAAGGGCCGCAAACCCUGCCACGAUGGGCCGAUCACGCAGAUCUUGAUGCGCGAGGGCGAAGUGAUGACGGCGGGCCUGGACGGUCGGAUAAGGAUCUGGUUCUGGGAGACGGUCGAGCUGGCCGAUCCACCGGACGACGAUCGAUUUGUGGAGAUCGAACCAAUAAUGGAGUUCCGCAUCGGAGCGGAGCUGAUGUGUUUGGUGCGCCGGCAGGGUGACUUCCAGUGGUACGCACAGGAUGGCAGCGGUGGGAUUUGGUUGUGCGAUUUAACCCCAGCGCAUCACACGGAACCACCGCAGCAGCUGUUCAAGUGUCACGCGGGAGAAAUUGUGGCCGUGCAGGCAAGCCCAGUGUCUAGCCACGUGGCCACACUCGGAGUGGACGGUAUGCUGUGCGUGUACGAUUACGCCAAGCGGGAGCUACUGCUGAGCCAUCGAUUCCAGUGUGCCGGGCAGUCGAUGAUCUGGCUGCCGCCAACACUCGACCCGACCGGAGCCAUUCUUGUGCUAGGCUUUGCGGACGGGUUUCUACGAGCGGUUGCCGUUAACCUGCACCAGGGACACCUUUCCUAUCCAGAAAACCGAGUCAAUCUCAUACAACUGCUCAAGCCACACUCGAAAGCCAUCACGGCGCUGGGUUUAAACGCCCGGGAAACAAUCCUCGUGUCCGGCUCGGAAGAUCAAACCAUCUUCGUGCAUCGCUGUGUCCGAACGAGUCCUCACGCGACGCUGGAACCCAUCGGGCUGGUCUACACCCCGUCCGCCGUCAGCACCAUUAGCUGGAAGCCGGACACAACCGCCACCGCACUGGUCGGCUGCCGGCACGGUCAGCUGCUCGAGAUGGAGCUGCCCGAAGCGCCCGUCGACUACACGACCAUCUCCUACCAUCUGCGGCACGUCGAGAUCCGGCAGCUCACCUUCCAGUCGGUAAAGUCGGAGAUCAAGCGCAAUCUGCGCGUGGCCGAGAUCGAGAAGCGCAAGCAGGAGAAGCGCGCCCGUAAGCUGCAAACGCUUGAGCGGAUGCGCAUCGAAAACCCGAAGGCGGAGAUCAACGAGGAAGCGUUUUUGGCCGACUCGGACGAGGAGGAAGAGCUUGAACCGCUCUACAUCCCGAAGGUGCCCAAUCCAGUGCUGUGGGCCCGGUACACCGACGAGGACACGCUGUGGCUGUCGAUGGGCGGGUACGAUGCAGGGUACGUGUACGAGUACGGGUUCGACGAUGAGGACCCACUGUCCUGCACGCCCAUACCGGAGCUGGAGGAUGUCGAGCUGACGUGCUAUCUGCGAGACACAAACUACACCAUCUUUGGUACGGGCGACGGUGCGAUACGGGUGAAUCGAACCAAGCGUGACUUUCGCGACCUCAGCGACUACUGGACGUUGCCGAUGCACGAUAAUCGGACGGGCAAAGUGACGGCACUCGCCUUCAGCCACGACUAUGCGUACAUCUUCAGCGUUGGGGCGGACGGUAACCUGUUCGCGUACCGCUGGUUCGGUGAGGGUGAACCGUUCCAAGCCAUCCCUCCGAAACCGCUCGAAAAGGGUGUGAAGCGCGUGUUCGACAUCGACGAGCGUGACUAUCCGUCGCUGGAGGAGCAGAAGGCGCGCCAGGAACGGGACCGGCUGGCGAAGAUUGUUUCCGACCGUAAGGAGGCGGUGCUGCGCACCGUCGCCAGCCAUCGGAAGCGUUUCGAGGCUUUGCUGGAGCGUAACCGGGCCCUGCCGGAAGCGUUCCGCAUACCGGUGACGGACUUUGUGCUGGACGAGCGCAUCAUGGACGAUCUGCGGGAGCAGCUGGCGGCCGAGCUCGGGCUGGUCCAUCGCCGGAUGGCGUUCGAUGUGGAGAAGGUGCGCAUUGCGGCCGGCAAGCUGCAGCAGUUCUUCCUGGAGCCGCUGGAAAGCUACCCGAUCGAGGUGUUGGCAGUAAGAAGUGGACAGUCGGUGAAGAGUUUCCGUAUCGAAAAGCUGGACGAUGACUACUUUCAAACCGUGGAGCAGGUCGAGAAGUUGGUCGCAGAAGAGGCAGAACGUAGACGAGCUCCCGAGACAACUUCCGCCAAGCGCAAGGAUCGCCGAAAGGACUCACAAAUGCAGCGCAAAGAAUCGUUCCUCGAAGGGCUGUCGCAGUCGACGAUCGACUUUAAGCUCGAAAGCAAAAUGAGGCGCCUGCUGGCGAAGUACCGCGAUCGCAAGAACCAAGAAACGAUACGCCAGCAAGAGUGGGAAGAACAUAAAGCCUCCAAGCCGGACCCGAACGCGAACGAUCCCGCCGACGAUUUGGCGAUCAAGGAGGCGGCCGGCUCGAUCGGUGACUACAAUCUCAAGAGCGAUCCCGACUACGAGCCGGCCGAGGAGCAGGUGGAAACGACCACCGGCAAGUACCACGAGCUGUUGCGCAUACGGCAGGAGAUGUUCACGUUGCGCCGAGACUAUAACCGGCGGGUGUUUGCGUUGCGCGAGAAGAAGGUCGAGCUGAUGCGGUACAUAGCGAAGCAGCGGGCAAAGUUGGCAGCAAUCCACGAGGAGCUGCCGGCGGAAAAGCGCAAACAAUUCCCCCACGACGUUACGCUAAACUUGAAGGUUGAGUACGCCGACGAUCAGUACAAGUUCGAAGAGGAUCGUCAAAAUCUGGCCGCUCUGGAGCAGCUGGAAAGGAAGGCGCACCGAAAUAGCCACGACAUGAUACUGAAGGAAGUGCUCGGGCUGACGUUGCCCCCGGAGCAGCAGGCUACACUCACCCUAAGCAAGCACGAGCGGGAGUUGCGAGAGCUGCGCCUAAUGGGAAAGCUCUUCAAGCAGGACAAAAUCAUCGCCAAAGCGUCGGCACGCAUCGAACGCUUCGACCGUGAGCUGGACCAGCUGGCCCAGGAGCGGCUGCAGGUGGACACCGAUGCGAAGCUGCUGGAAAACUUUCAGCUCACGCUCUACCAGGAGCUGUGGAUACUGAAGGACUUUAGCAAGAUCGAAACGGCCGUCCUGGACAGCGUGGAGCAGGUAACGAUCGAGCGGAACGGACUACUGCAGGCCGUGCAGGACGCGCGGGUCGCGAUCGAGCAGGUCGAGCUGGAGAUGGAGCAGAUACAGCGCGAGCAGCGCUCGAACCUGCAGCGCUUCAACUCGAGCUGCCUCGACAACGACUACACCAAGGUGAUGAAGCGCAUCUACAAGAAGAAGUUUAAGCCGUGCAAAAUCAACGACAACGAGUCGGACUCGUCGUCCGAGUACUCGUCGGAAGACAUUGAGGGGCUGGAGAACGCGAACGAGGGCGAAGUGAGCAAGGUGUUUCUCGAUCUUAGCCACUGUCCGGCCGGCUGUAACCCGGAGCUGUACAACCUUGCCAUCCAGCUGCGCAACGAGAAGCUGGAGCUGCAGCGGCGCCACUACGGGGAGGAACGCUCCCUGAAGGAGAUGCACCGGCAGCUGGAAAACCUUAAGCCCAAGCUGGCGGAUGCGGAAACGCGCCUUAGCGAGAGGAAAAACGAACUGCUGGAGUUGCGGCGCGAGAAGCAGCGAAGACUCAACGAUAUCGACACGCUGAUCAUAGUGAAGAUGGAUCAGAUGCAGUACUUCCGCACCGAGACGGAGUUUCAGGACGUGGAGAACAGUUUGCUGUUCAAUCGGGAAGCGCUGUUGAAGCUGUACGCGCGCGUCGAUCAGCUGGCGGCGGAAACGCUCGAAACCAAGCGCAAGCACCGGGUGAACGUGGUGCAUCUCGCGCGCAUGAAGACGGACAUCAAGUUCAUGCGGCAGCAGCUGGUAUCGCUCAAGGAGGAGAUCAACGAGACGAUGAUGAAGAAGUUUGGCCGCGUGAUCGAUCUGGACGAGCUGGAGGAGACAAUACUGCGCCAGUACACGUUCGAGAUGCGCGCCAACCUGGACGACGUGCGCAAGAGCUACGAGGAGCGUGCCCGGGAGCUGAAGAAACUGUACGCCAAAAAGCAGGAGGAGCUAAAGAAGGUCAUCCAGGAAGGCACCGAGAAGCUGCACAUCCUGACCGUCCUUCAAGAGGAGUACAACAACCUGGAGAAAGCACUCGCCCACCAGAAGCUGAUCCUAGAGCGUCGCAAGCAGCCACCGCCGACCUACUCGGAAGAUCUCAGCAAGCUGCGCGAAAUCGCCAAAAUCCAGAAGGAACAGAUCAACACCCUGCAGCGCGAGAUCCGCACGCUCAGCAUGAAGUGCAAGCCCCUCUCGGCCGAAAGCCCGGACGUGGAGGUUCAGAUACCACCGCCAGCGGUCUGCGGCAAACCGGUCCCGGUCGCCGACGAAUCCGUCUACAAUGCGGUGAUGGACUCGGCCCCGCCCAGCACCCGGGCCAGCUCGCCCGACAACUUCCUGUACAACGAAAUCUCCAGCCUGAUCGACGACUUCCUGGUGGAGCAGCUCGGUUCGCGCGUCCUGCAGUCCGACAUCAAGCGCGUCGUCAACCAUCUGGCCCACUAUCUGUCCAACAUCAUACACAACUUUGCGCCCGAGCACGCGAGCGAUCUGCUGCCGCACAUUAUCGAAAACUUCAAGUCGUUCAUACCGGAGGAGCUGCUCAUCACCAUACCGCCCCAGGCGAUUGCCGAGCUGAUCGAGAGCAUCUUCCGCACGUUCAAGGAGGGGUAUGACAUCGACACGAAGGAGAUACUGGGCGAAAUCGUCGGCAACAGUCUCGAGAUGAUCUUUCCCGCCUCGCAGAACUACUCGCACAACAUCCUGGUGGACAUUAUGAAGCAGGUGCUGGCGACGCUGCACAUCGCGGACGUGAACCAUCCGGAGACGAUCGCGUUCAUCGCGAACGGCAUCCGGCACAAGCCCGGCAUCGAUCCGGACGGCGUCAGCGUGGAGCUGAUGUGCGACGAGAUCGUCCAGUACGCGCAGGAGAACACGGUGGACGAGAUCGGGACCGAUCUGAUCCGGGGCGUUCUCGAGGGCAUUCUGCAGUGCGUCCGGGAGCAGUAGGAUGGGGGACGCUGGGUCCCAAAAACUGCUCCUUCCCCCUCUAGGGUGAAGCAUCUCGAACCGAUUGUGUUUGCCUUGGAGAUUGAUGUGUGCAACGUGUGGUGUGGAGUACGAUAAUCGAAAGGUGUGCGGUGCGUGCUUUGAGUCCGCGCCUCCGACAGUGUGUGCCGGUCUGCCGCGUGUGGUGUGGGCCCUUAGCGACAGCAGUACCAGCCCACACGGGUGGCCGAUGGGUCCCAUGCGAAACGAUUGUCAUGCGUCCGUGGCGUGCGCCCGCAACAAUGACGACAGCGUGGUGGUGGUGCUGCUGCUGCUGCCGCUGCUGUUAUCUAUCUUUCCCACCCGACAAUGGGGGCAGGCCAGCUGCACACGGGAGAUGCGUACGCCGUUAUCGUGUGGUGGUGGAAGUAAACAACCUUUUGCUAAAUCCA
Messenger RNA from Anopheles arabiensis, 6219 nucleotides. Its product is annotated as cilia- and flagella-associated protein 44. NCBI's taxonomy places the organism in Eukaryota, Metazoa, Arthropoda, Insecta, Diptera, Culicidae. The transcript has 9 exons. Bases 50 to 5788 code for a protein of 1912 amino acids. Gene Ontology annotation, molecular function: protein binding. The record is from RefSeq and is a predicted model, not a curated record.